Molecule: messenger RNA, 593 nt
Organism: Prorocentrum cordatum
Lineage: Eukaryota; Dinophyceae; Prorocentrales; Prorocentraceae
Source: the annotation of a GenBank genome assembly
AUGGCGGGUUUGUCCUGUCCAGCGGCCUCGCCAGCAUGGAUCAUGGAGAGGCAUCGCAUGUGCGGGCAUUUGCGGGGCGGCGGCGGUUUCAUCGCUGCCCCGCACAGAAGCGCACAGGUGGGCGUGCACGCGGGCAGUGCGCCGCACCUGCUCUGCGAGAUCUCCGAGGCGGAGUUCCACGCCAUGCUGGCCGCAGGAUUGCUGAGCCAGCCCGACAUGAGUGGGCACAGCGAGCCGUUCGCCCACGCCUUUCCACAAGGAGCGCUGCCGCCCGAGCCGCUGCGGCAGCGGCCCCCCGCCGCCCCAGCGGAGGCGCAGGACGCAGGCUACCCCCUGGCGCAGGCCGCCGCGCACGAGCACCCGACCCCCGCCGCUCACGGCCAGGAGGUCGCGCACCUCCACGCCCUGGCGCAGGACCCGAUGGGAAGUGCGGCGGCGCCGCCGCCGGGCGCCACGCCGGGGGCAACCCCAGGGGCCGCCUCCGCGCUUGAGCCCGCGGCGGCCGCGGAGCCAGAGGCAGUGGCCGUGCCCGGGCGGCGCCGGCAGACCGCCAGGGCGAGGCCGUCGGUGUGGGCGCCAGCCGCGGAGACGAG